GGCGGAGGAGCCUGGGGGCGGGGCCCGUGGCAGCCAGUCCCCGGCCCUGCGCAUCCGGACGCGGGGUGCCGAGCGCGAUGUCUUCCGCUGACCAGGAGCGAGCCGAGACGCGGGCCGGACACCCCCCUGCCGUGAAAGCUGGUGGGAUGAGGAUUGUGCAGAAACACCCGCACACCCCAGAUGCCAAAGAGGAGAAAGAUAAGGAUGACCAAGAAUGGGAGAGCAGCAGAGCUUGCAGUUUCUGCGCUAAAGAAUCCACCUCAAGUGACACGGGCACACUAGGAGGGGACUGCUCUGCCCCCAGAAUUGUCCAGGGGAUACCUGCUACUUGCAACUCUUUGGGCACUUUAUCAAGAUCUGCUUCCCUGGACCCACCUAAACCAACGGUGUUCAUCUCCGGUGUCAUUGCAAGAGGUGAUAAAGACUUCCCUCCAGCUGCAGCUCAGGUGGCUCACCAAAAACCUCAUCCCUCUGUGGAAAAGCUUCCUCAUCCACAACAUGUCAAUCAGCACAUCAACCAGCCUCGCAAGUGAACCCUCUGUCAAAAAGCCAGCCAAACUGCAUCAGUGAAUACAUUGUAGAAAGAAGAGAUUAAAGUUUUUAGGAUUCACGCUACCAAAUCAAUAAAACUGGCCUUUAAAAAUGAUAUAUGUUGCUUUUGCCUUAAUUCUCCAUGGUUUAAUCAAAAUGGAGACUUCAUUAGGUUCUGUUACUCCAGAUGGAAAACAUGCUGCUUUGCUGCUGUGUGUUUGCUGAUCGAGAGCAUUACUCAGUUUAUCCAGUUCAGUUUUGCUUAGCGUUGUAAUCUGUUAUUGCCAAGACCAAACUUGAAUAUAAAUAAUUAAUCUGAUGAAGGGAUUUAGAUGCGGGAUUGCCAUAGCCGAUUGCAGAGGUAACUUUUUAAUGUUAAACCUAUUGGGGAUCAUAUAAGAUUUUGUGUUUGGUUUAUCUGAUGUGGGGAGGAUUUUUUUUGUAUUUGUUUGGGAGGUUUGUAAUAUGUUGGAGUCUGAUUUUUAUAGAAUCUUGCAGUCUGGACUAUAUUUGUAAUCUAUCUAGAAUAUAAGAGAGAAUGUGUUAAAGUUUUUAUGCUUUAGAUUUUGGCCUUUGAAUUUAGCCGUGGCAGAGAAGAAAUGAUCAGAAACCAUGAUCUAAUGGGGUGUGCGGGGAGGAGUCUAGUUGAUCCUUUGUGACACCAUGUUCCAUUUACACCACCUUUUCCAUGUAAACUUUGCACAUUUGGAGUGCUGUAGCUUUAGGUGGGAGGAAGAUGUCAAAUAGGGGGAAGCCUAUUCUAUGCAGUGUCAUUCCUCAACUCACCUGUUGGAUCUCAUGAUGGGUAUUUGUGAGACUUCAGGAUCUUGUGAAGCCUUUCUAAAUAAAGUGAGCAAUAAGG
Molecule: messenger RNA, 1393 nt
Organism: Gopherus evgoodei (Goodes thornscrub tortoise)
Lineage: Eukaryota; Metazoa; Chordata; Testudines; Testudinidae
Gene: DAP
Product: death associated protein
Exons: 5
Coding region: 78-533 (151 amino acids)
Biological process (GO): apoptotic signaling pathway; negative regulation of autophagy; cellular response to amino acid starvation
Molecular function (GO): death domain binding
Source: RefSeq, a predicted model, not a curated record